AAAUUGCAUCAACUUUCAUUUUCUUAUUUUCAAAUUGCAUACAGAUAUGAUUUUCCAUCAUUCAGGAGAAUCUAGGGUUCGAGAUGGCUCCCAAACCAAGCGAGAGCGAGACCAAGAAUGGAUCUUCAAGCGAAACCCAAUCGGCGGAGGCCAUGGAAAUAUCCACGGGCGAUGACUCUUCUUUGCUGGGGAAACGUAAGGUCGAAGCCACCAACCUGGAGGAUCCCGGUGAAAACGAAGAAGGUGUGGACGACGAGGAUCUCAUAGAUGAGGAGGAUAAGGAUAGUGAUAGUGAUCCCGAAUGGGAUAAGGAUAGCUUCGAUGGCCGGGAGUAUCAUUCUUCUGAUGAUGAGAGAGAGUAUAUCGACAAGGACCUUGAGAAGAAGGCCCGUUUUUACAGGCGCACGGUCAUCGAAACCAAGGAAUUCCCACCUUACCUCUGGGGUGGAAUUGCUACAGUCCCUGGUCUGGAUAAAAAGAUGCGUAGUACAGGUGUGACAGUUCGUCAGUUUCUAGCAAACAUGGCAUCUCUUUGUCUUGACAAAUAUAACAAACAUAAGGGAUUUAAUGUGAAGUUGGAGCAUGUUUUGAGGGCAAAUUUCAACCCAGGGGGCAUCACAACGUACUACAUCACUUUUGCUGCAAGAGAGUAUGAUUCUCCUGAUGCACCUCUAGUGGAGUAUCAAGCUAAGGUGGAUUGGGCUGCAGGCGGCAAGACUUAUCCCAUCCUUUGCAGACCCACUUCUCCACCUAAAAUUGAUGGUGAAGUAUACUGGUUCUGGGUUUGUUCGGUAAUCGACAUGGCUCCAAAAUCAAGCGAUGGCGAGGUGAAUGAUGGAUCUUCGAGAGAUCCAGAACUGACGGACCCAUUGAAACUUCUACCGGCGUUGCCUCAUCAUCGUUACUGGGAAGCGCAGGCCGAAACUCCCAACCCUGGUUUGAUGUCCAAGUUUUACAUCACGUUUGCUGCAAGAGAGUUUGAGUUUCCAGAUGCACCUUUAGUGGAGUAUCAAGCUAAGGCCGCAUGAUCUGUAACCAACAAGACUUAUCCCAUGUUUUGUAGACCAAGCCCAAUUCAUUGUGUGUUAUAAGGUUUCACAUGUAUUGUUUAUUUUCCCCAAUCCUUGCUCAUGUAUAUUUUCCAAACUAUCAUGGUUAACCAAAAUAUCACUAAUAAGAAAUACAUAUAUAGAAAGUGC
Molecule: messenger RNA, 1199 nt
Organism: Arabidopsis arenosa
Lineage: Eukaryota; Viridiplantae; Streptophyta; Magnoliopsida; Brassicales; Brassicaceae
Source: the annotation of a GenBank genome assembly